Messenger RNA from Brachypodium distachyon (stiff brome), 2589 nucleotides. RefSeq lists its product as uncharacterized. NCBI's taxonomy places the organism in Eukaryota, Viridiplantae, Streptophyta, Magnoliopsida, Poales, Poaceae. The coding region runs from base 1 to 1224 and encodes 407 amino acids. The transcript has 4 exons. The record is from RefSeq and is a predicted model, not a curated record.
AUGGAGAACUCCGAUAGCGCGUCCUCCCUCUCCCCCGCGGCGGCGGAGCCGCACGACUCCGACUCUUCCCCCUCCCUCGCCGCCGCCGACGCGGCCUCCGCAACCAACCUGGGUGCCGCCGCCGCCACCGGCGCGAGCUCGAGGAAGCGGAAGGCACCGGGGGCAGCGACCGCGGCCAGGAAGCCUCGGAAGACGCAGGCUGAAGAGCCGAUUCAGAUACCUGUGUAUUACGGCAUGUUCCAAGAUUUCUCUAUCCCGGUGAGCUGCUGCUGCAGCCAGAGACGAUGUCAUUGCUGGACCUGCAGGCUCUGGAUCAUCAGGCUGUUUCGGCUCCAUCCAGAAACGCAGGAUCUCUCUGUCAAGGCGUUCCACAAACAGCACACCGCUGACUCUUAUGACGAGGAAGGUCCGGAGUGGUUCUUGCAGGAAUACUCGUGGGAGACCCGGCAUUUUUACGAUGACAAAUGCUGGAGUUCAUUCGCCAAUAAGUUGAAGAAGAAGAGGAAUGUGACGCAAAGGUUCAUGCUGUAUGUGGAUUCCUCUGAGAUCAGGCACUGUGACAUUUUGCGCAAAACUUUAAAUGAUGAUUACUCUCAGCUGGAGACAGUUGUGUUUCCUGGGAUGAAAAGCCUGGCAAGUAGUCGUUUCGGCUUCCACAGCCUUGUGCAAAAUCUGGCAAUGACAAGUGAGGAACUUGUAGCUUAUCUCACUCAUUGCAUUGGCGAGCAGAUUAGUCCCACUGAGGCAUGGAGGGCAAGGCAGUAUGCUCUGGAGAGGCAAUACGGUACCUUUUAUGAUUCAUACAACCUGGCACCGAUGUUACUUAAGGAAAUAAAACGUAGAAACCCUGGUGGUGGUUUUGUAGACAUCAAGGAUGCAGAGAUUGCAGGGUGUAAGCAUUUCCGAGUCCUCCACCGUAUGUUCUGGGCAUUUGGACAGUGCUUACAGGCCUUCCAAAACUGUCGCCCUGUGCUAUGCAUUAAGGGCAUGCCACUAUGCGGGAAAUAUAAAGGGGUGUUGGUGACUGCAGUUGCAUUAGAUGCUAAUGAUUUCACCAUUCCAGUAGCAUUUUCUAUCAUUGAGGGCGAGACCAGGGAAAGUUGGCUGUGGUUUCUUAGGAAUUUGGAGCGAGCAGUGGUGCAUCGAUCUGAUAUCUGUAUUAUACGCGACUACAAAAGCGAGUUGAUCAAUGCUGUAGAAGACCUUCUGAGAUCUCAUGAAUGAAAAUGGAGGAGUGCAGAAAGCUGCUGGUGCAUGGAACACCUUGCCGAGAACUUCUUGGCAUAUUUUGGCGACAGGAAACUGGUGACAAUGUUCAAGAAACUUUGUCAGCAGAAGCGACGACAUAAGUUUGGUAAAAUCUGGAAGGAGCUAGACGAGUUGACAUCAAAAUAUAUGAGAAGGAAGGUUGUGCUAGUGGGGAAACACAGCAGGAGUCAGUCAAGCAUGAUGAGGCAGAGCCUGAGGUACAAAGACCAUGCAACCUACCUGAUUCUGUGGCUGAUAAGGAAGCAGGUCAUUCCAAUGGCAGAAAACGAAAGAUAAAAAACUUCUCUGACUGGAUAGGUCUGAAACCAAAGGAGAAAUGAUCACUGUUGCAUGACAAAGAGGGAGCAAGGUAUGGCAUAAUGGGCAUUGAUAUGGCUGGUUUAUAUAAGAAUGACCCUAUAUUGAGAGGGAUAACAUGCCUUCCACUGAAUGCGAUAGUGGAGGUGACAUUCCUGCGCUUGGUAGACUACUUCAAAAAGAGGAGUGCUGCAGCAAACAAAGCAAUCGGUAACCCAUUAAUGAACUUCUCUGAACGUGUCCAGGAUGACAUGAUUUCCAAAAUGCAGAAAGCUGAGAUGCAUGACGUGACUUACACAUACAACGAUGAUAGAAAUGUCCUUGGAGGGGAAAAAGCUCGGAAAUUUACGGUCAAGUCAGGAAAGAAGCAGGUCACAGUUAACCUGAAGUCAGAAUAUAUCCACAGCAUGAAUAAGUCUGAAGGACCCAAAUUUCAGAAAAUUGCCACCUGUACAUGCAACAAGCCGCAGCUACUUCACAAGCCGUGCUCUCAUUUCAUUACCGUCUGCUGUCAGAUUGGAGUUGACACUGCUACAUACAUGUCCCCAUACUAUUGCCUGGAUUAUCUAGUUAAUACCUGGAAGAAAAAUUUCAUUGCGUGUAGGACCCCACGUGACUACAAAAAUACUAUCAUGCCAUCUGGAUUUGAGACACUAACUUGGAUCCCAGACAAAAAGUUGGAGUGUGGUCUUCCUGCCUUUCUAUCACCCGACAGAGUACAAACUACUGUGGACGAGGAAGAGCAACUGGGCAGAGCUGAAAAUGGUUUAAUAUCAGACAAUCAAGGAACCAUAACACACUCAGAAGAACCUAGUCAGGUUUGAUCUUCUAUUAAUUAUCAUCUAUCAAAAUCCAAGUUACUCAUGUUUUUGGACCCUUAAUAUGUGGUAGCUGUUGUGCUCUACUCAUGUUUUGGACCCUAAAUAUGUGGUAGCUGUUGUGCUCGAGUUAGCCUAUGUAAGAUCUGAACCUGUGUUAUUAUCGGCAGUGCUUCCGUGUUUAAUGAAAACUGAAUUUCUUAUU